This is a messenger RNA of Penicillium lagena, 1140 nucleotides long. RefSeq names its product bifunctional alcohol dehydrogenase/S-(hydroxymethyl)glutathione dehydrogenase. Gene Ontology annotation, molecular function: zinc ion binding; S-(hydroxymethyl)glutathione dehydrogenase [NAD(P)+] activity. Gene Ontology annotation, biological process: formaldehyde catabolic process. The transcript has 6 exons. The coding region runs from base 1 to 1140 and encodes 379 amino acids. The record is from RefSeq and is a predicted model, not a curated record. Gene Ontology annotation, cellular component: cytosol. Lineage: Eukaryota; Fungi; Ascomycota; Eurotiomycetes; Eurotiales; Aspergillaceae.
AUGGCCAGUACCGUCGGAAAGACCAUCACUUGCAAGGCUGCGAUCGCCUGGGCUGCCGGGGAGCCUCUGUCUGUCGAAGACGUCGAGGUCGCUCCCCCCAAAGCGCAUGAGGUGCGCAUUCAAAUCCACCACACAGGCGUCUGCCACACCGAUGCCUACACGCUCUCCGGUAAGGACCCGGAGGGUGCUUUCCCCAUUGUUCUGGGACACGAGGGUGCUGGCAUUGUCGAGUCGGUGGGUGAGGGCGUGACCUCGGUCAAGCCUGGCGACUAUGUGAUCGCUCUCUAUACUCCUGAAUGCCGUGAGUGCAAGUUCUGCAAGUCUGGCAAGACCAACCUCUGUGGAAAGAUCCGUGCUACGCAGGGCAAGGGUGUCAUGCCCGAUGGCACCUCCCGGUUCAAGGCCCGCGGCAAGGACAUCCUGCACUUCAUGGGCACCUCGACCUUCUCGCAGUACACUGUGGUCGCCGACAUCUCCGUCGUCGCGGUCACAGACAAGAUCCCUACCGACCGCUCGUGUCUGCUUGGCUGCGGUAUCACCACGGGCUACGGUGCCGCGGUGGUGACGGCGAAGGUUGAAGAGGGCUCCAACGUCGCCGUGUUCGGUGCCGGCUGUGUCGGUCUGUCGGUGAUGCAGGGUGCGGUCAAGAAUAAGGCCGGCAAGAUCAUUGCGGUCGACGUCAACGACGACAAGGAGGCCUGGGCACGCAAAUUCGGUGCCACCGACUUUGUCAACCCGACCAAGCUCUCGGGCAAGACCAUUCAGGAACACCUGAUUGAGAUGACCGACGGCGGCUGCGAUUACACUUUCGACUGCACCGGCAACGUCGGUGUCAUGCGCGCCGCGCUCGAGGCCUGCCACAAGGGCUGGGGUGAGAGCAUCAUCAUCGGUGUGGCGGCCGCUGGCCAGGAGAUCUCGACUCGGCCAUUCCAGCUCGUCACCGGUCGCGUGUGGAAGGGAUGUGCCUUUGGCGGUAUCAAGGGCCGCACGCAGCUGCCGGGCCUGGUGGACGACUACCUCAACGGUAAGCUCAAGGUGGACGAGUUUAUCACGCACCGUCAGCCGCUGGAUGGCAUCAACAGUGCCUUCGACCAGAUGAAGCAGGGUGACUGCGUCCGCUGCGUGGUGGACAUGAAAUAG